Messenger RNA from Aspergillus japonicus CBS 114.51, 3500 nucleotides. RefSeq lists its product as uncharacterized. The record is from RefSeq and is a predicted model, not a curated record. Bases 53 to 3193 code for a protein of 1046 amino acids. NCBI's taxonomy places the organism in Eukaryota, Fungi, Ascomycota, Eurotiomycetes, Eurotiales, Aspergillaceae. The transcript has 2 exons.
UGCAAAGGUGGGGAUUGAAAAUAUAUUUGCCUCGAAAGGGUUCAGGCCAAGGAUGUCGGGGAUAAAUGGCAUCACCAAUUCGCUCCUGUCCGCCACCAACGAGAACAACCUUCAGCUUGCAUCCUUGAAUUUCGACUUCACCCUCUUGAAGUUUGAGGCGCCCCCGGAGUAUCAGCGCCUAGGCUCGCUGUUAUCAGCCGACCGCAAGAAAGAUGCCGAAGAGGGGCCGGUGCACGUGACGGCGCGUCGGCUUGGGGCUUUGUUCGAGGAACUCGUUCCCCGAGCUCCAUUGCUGGUCAAGGCCUUUGGCACUCGCGUCUCCGAAGUGGUGGAGACUCCCGGUAUCAGCCCCCAAGGCUCUAUCCUGCACGGUCCCUUUGAGAGAUACGUGGGCGCUGAUGGCACGGCACUCUGGGCGGCAGCGACGUCCGGUUUUGCCUCUAUUGCCAUCUGUCUCCUGGCAUGUCUUCUGGCACGAACCUGGGACGCCAAACAUGCCACCGCGCUGUGGGUCGAGCUGGUGGACCAGCGGAAGCGUGAGAUUGAAAAAGCAUUCGAAGAGACGAGUCUGGUUUCGCCCGCCGCCCUCUUCAGCGCUCGCCAGGGCAUCUCGCGAUAUGAACUAGCCCAAUGGGAUAACAGUGCGCGGUCGUGGUUGCGGAGUGCGGAUAAAGCGAAAGCCUUCGAGGUCACGCAGUUCAGUCUGAUUCAACGCAACAUCGACCUUCCAUUACCCUCCCACUCGACGACCUAUGUGAACAUCGUACAUGUCUGGAAGCAAGCCAUGCAGGGCCUGGAGGCACUUCUAUCAGGGACGCCCUUGCUAGUCAGCGACGGCACGUUCCUUCUUGCGUUCUCGUCCUGGCACUUGUUUCCCGACCUGAUUGUCCUCGGACAGGAGACGAAGAACGCCUCUUUCCGCGACAAGCUAUUCCCCCCGGGCGGCAAGGCAACGAUUGGCGCUGAACCCACGUCGGCAAGAAGCCCUUUUGGCGGGUUGCAAUGGUCACUGGCUUUCUCCCAUCUCAAGUUCUACGGAGAUCCGGUUUUGGCCCGGAAUGACCGUGACUUCACCCGAGUCACGUUUCACGAGCUGAGGCUGGUCGUGCUGGGGAGCCUUCUCAAUUCAUGGCGGGUCAGCGUCCGAGAUCAUCCGUCCAUCGCGCAAUGGUUCCUGGACAUCUGGUCGCUCUUGGGCACGGUCCCGAAUGCAAGGGAUAAUCUCCCAUGGAUGGAGCAUCUCGUCGAGGCGGCGCAGGCCCUGCUUAGUACUGAUGAUCGGGAAAAAGAGAAAAAUUCGCAGCUAGUCCAAUAUGGCCAGAGAAGAGGGAAAUCGUUCUUGGUGGACCGCUCCGACUCCGUCCUGGCCCCUUUCUUUGGCCUAGGGAACCCACUAACAGCCAAAGCUCUAUCCGAACGAACAGACAGGGACUGUGGAGUUGAGUAUCUUCGCUCUAUGGCGAGGGCCCUAGGCCUGAGAGAUUCUUCGACGCUUAUAUGUUACAAUCUCGCUAAGAGAAGAUCCAACGACGGGUCGAGUCCUACUUCUUAUGUUGAGAUCGCAACAGCUUUUCCAUGCAUGCAGGAAUCCCGAAAGCGGGGAGCGGAUGGCGAAGUGCUGAACUACCCUGCGCAUGCCCGGUGGUUAUUGGCAAGCAGCACAUCCCACUCUUCAGGCGAUUUCCUUGCUCAUGAAGCCAUGAUGUCCAAGGCUUGCGCAGCGAUAGGCGAGCGGUUUUCAUCGCUCGUCAGCAAGUUUGGGGUUGAGCUCAAUGAAAGGUUUAGCUGGACGGACCCGCCGGCUCCUUUCGGGCGCAAGGGGCAAACAUCCCAACACUCGUACCAUCUGGUUUUCGGCAAUCAGCGACUGGGCCUGUACACCGAGACCCCGAUGGACAACGACCUGCAACAAGUACAGCUCCAGGCGGAAGGUUUAGCAACUCAAAGCCCGAGCCCCCGAGUGGCGUUGCAGAAUUAUGCUCGGGCGAGUCUCUCGCCUGUGCUCCUUGCCGAUUACUUCGCUGCUCUAGUCGACAAAGGGACUCGAAAGCGGUUAAGCUCAUCUCGGGAUACCUUCGAGUUACGAUAUGAACGCCACGCUCCUGGGGUGCAGUUUUCAACGUCCCCGUGUAAGUUCCCUAUCAACCUCUGCAAGUCGUUGUUUGCUUUCAGCCUGGCAGCGGAUGUGUAUAAGAACAUCGAGGGGGCGACGAUCCCGCUGAAGGUUGUCAGCAAGCCCUUGUAUGAGUGCCUGUGGCUGCCGAGUCCCUUUUACCUGGAGUCUCAGGCCAAGGACCUCAGCGACGUUGACGUUCGGUUCAACUACAGCGAGCCUGCCUUCAUCCCUGCCCAGCCGCAGCCACUGGACCUGCCCCAGGCGUUCUCCUGCAUCGCACGGUUCGAGAGCGGAGCCUGCGACGUGGACCCAGCCGACCUGGAACCGGCACUCGCCCUAGCCUCCGGAGACUCGAUCUUCGUGGCCGCGGCGGUUCUCAGCGAUCCGUUCGACCGGCCCGAGCCACACCUCAUCCGACGGAUCGUGGGCAAUAUCGGACGGCCCGGGAUCAGCGUCCUCGUGGCCCCGCAAGACCCCAAGAUCCGCAAGCCCACCGAGUCGUUCAACAUCAUCGCACACGCCCCGUACGACUUUUGCCGGGAGGACAAUUUCCGGAGCACCUCGCUGCAUCUCUCCUUCACCGAGUGGACCUUCCCCCUGUAUGCCGAGGAUGAGCGGACCAUCGACCAGGAUGUUAUGAUGGUGGAAUCGGUGAUCUCUGUCCUCGACCGCGGGCGAUGGGUGGCCGACUUGGACAUUCGCGGCAUCGACUUUGAGGGCCUGCCGCGCAUCACCACGGCCCCGUGUCAGGGCCAUGGGCCGAUUGCCCCCUGCCCACACCAGGAUCACCUCCCUCCCGUCGCGGACGAUGUGGCUCAUCGUGAUUAUUUCUCCGUGGACAACUGGGAUGAGCUGCUCGAUGCCCCCGAGGGCUCGGGGAUCGUUCGUGCGCACGGGAACUGGGCGGCCCGCCUCGCGGCCGUGAGCAUUCUGUCCCAGCAGGGACAAGGCCACAGCAUCGGAGUCUUCGGUCCCGAGCGGGUCUGCUUCCAGUGCUACCAGGCGGAGCAGAGCCACAUGGAUGUGGAUGUGUUCGAGGAGCGUGAGGCACCGCUUCCGUCCUUUUGCAUCGAUUAGGGUUGAGCGGCUUGGCGGGGGCCCGUUCCAUGAGCCGUGCGUACAGGUAAGUGUAUAUGGCGAGACAUGAUACACGUCUAUGGAAGUAAGACAGAUCCCGAAAUACAGAGCGCAAUAUAUCUAUGCUCUCGCUCGGCGUUCUUCGUCGACGGUAGGUGUUUCUCCUUUACUUCGAGUCAUGCUAUCUCCCAAUUUGAGCUAGCCUAGGUGUAAAUUGUGAUUCUCGGCUGGUCGCCUUUCUGUCCGGUCGACUGGCCUCAAAGGGCCCACCGCCAAGGGCGUUACUGUACAUACAGGUGGAUUAGAC